Cylicostephanus goldi is the source of this 354-nucleotide messenger RNA. NCBI's taxonomy places the organism in Eukaryota, Metazoa, Nematoda, Chromadorea, Rhabditida, Strongylidae. The record is from the annotation of a GenBank genome assembly.
AACUCGCUUGACAAUUAUUUCUACGAAGGUGGCGAAUCAUCUCUUUUCAACAUUUACAACCUUGCUGGUGCAAUUGAAUCCUGUCAUGACAUAAUGGCCGUAUCUAAGGUUGAUGCGGAACAAGUGAAAUGGGAUCCGAAUCCAUUUGGUUGGUCGCCUCGACCGGAAGCAGCUUUGGUACUGGGUCGCAGUCGAGCUAUUAUCUACCCUGAUCUCAUACCCGGUGUACAGCCCGAUCUAUUCGAUUGUCCUCAUCAGUUCUUCACCCCAGGAGAAGAUCUUCUGUUGGCACACGCUCUCAUACAGUUUAGACAUAUUCCGCAAUCCACGGGUCAUGAUCCAUUCGGAAGGUAA